Messenger RNA from Alligator mississippiensis (American alligator), 8548 nucleotides. RefSeq names its product tripartite motif containing 44 (gene TRIM44). Gene Ontology annotation, molecular function: zinc ion binding. The transcript has 6 exons. Bases 88 to 996 code for a protein of 302 amino acids. The record is from RefSeq and is a predicted model, not a curated record. Lineage: Eukaryota; Metazoa; Chordata; Crocodylia; Alligatoridae.
GGGGCUCCCCGGGGGGUCGCGGCCCGCCCCGCGCCGCGGCGGCGCUUCCCCGCGGGCACAGGGGGGGCCCAGCCAUCGCCACUUUAAAUGACUCAGGAAGUGGAAGGCGGCGCGGCCCCAGCUCUAGAAGCGAAAGUAGCUGCGGAGCCAGGGCCGGCCAUGGCGUCGGGCAGCGCGGAGGAGCUGCCCCCCGACGGCAUGUGCGACGCGUGCGAGCCCGACGAGGCGCGGGGCGCGGCGGCGCUGUGCCAGGACUGCGGCUUCGCCUUCUGCGCGCCGCACGCCCGCGAGCACGGCCGCCGCCAGCCCGCGCACCGCCUGCGCCGCCCGCCCGCACCGGGGCCACCGCACGGCGGGGAGGAGUCCAAGUCGGAGCCGGGGCCGCGGCCGGAGCCGCAGGCCGAGGCGCCCAAGCAGCCGGAGCGGAAGCUGUGCGCGGAGCACGGGCAGGAGCUGAGCCUGUACUGCCGGGAGCACGAGGCCAUCAUCUGCGUGCUCUGCGCGCUGCGCGGCGCCCACCAGCACCACGCGCUCGUCACGCUGGACGAGGCGUACCGCGCCGCGCGGAAUCGAGAACCCGUUGACCUGAAGGUGGCCAUGCUGGAGAUGGUGGAAAGGUUAAAGUUCAAGUGCACAGACCCUAAAGUAACCCAGAGUGAGAUGAAGCUGUGUAUUCAGCAGGAGUUUGAUAAAGUACGGCAGCUGAUCUGUGAGGAAGAGCAGAAAGCUCUCCACCUGGUGGACCUCCAAGAAGCAGUGGCCACUGCUCAUGUGACUGAGGUGCUGGCUGAUAUCAAUGUCCACAUGGCAAAGCUGAUGACCGAGAUGGUAGAGAUCCAGAGGCAGCUGAACAUCUUCAGUGAGCUAGCCUUGCUCAAGCCUGAGAGCAGAGAUGAAGACCACAGAGCCGGCCCUUUCCCUCCUGCUUCUCCUUCCCGAGGGAACAGGCGAUAUGACGAUGAUGACCUGUCAUCUUCUUCCAAUGGGCCCUGCUGAGAACUUGAUAUGGUCUUGGCUGCAGCAGACUCCACAGAAGGAUCCUCUCCACUCAAACUCCAUCUGGUGACAAGAAGACGGGAGAAGCAUCUUGAGUGAAGCAUGUGCAGCAGAAGCAGCCUCUGACAUUUCCUCCCUUAACUCUGCGGUAUCUUUGGUUCUCCUAGAUAAUAAUGUGACUCUUCUCAAACCCCUCCUUUGGGAAUGCACUGCUUGUCUUACCUAAUGACUUAUUCACUCAUCAGCCUUUUUUAGGUUGACAAAUAUCUUGCAAAGAUAAGGCACUGGCCUUUGAAAAUGUAGAGCCAGUAAUUAAAAUGAAGAAUGUAUUACAAUAAAACGUAGAAAUAUGAGCCUAAAAGCCACAUUGGUAUUUUUAGUGAUGGGAGUUAUUGAAGACUUCAGUUUAAUAAUUCAGUGCAGCUGAGAUUAAUAAAUGAUAUGAGGUGGAAAUGGUCUUUCAAGAAGAAGGAUAUGAGAGGUAUAGUUAACAAUUUAAUUUAGUGUAUUCUGAAAAAUGCAACAUGAAUUGCUAUAUAGUAACUUGGCACAGGCCAAAGGUUUCUCAGCCCAUUUUGUAAGAGAGGGAUGGGGAACGUGCAUCAUGAAUGAGGAUCAUGCCUAGUUAGUAAUGCCAUAUUAACAGAGUCUGGGGAGCCAGGAAUCCCAUCUCUAAAACUGACUCCCCCUACAACCUCUAGCAAAUCAUUGCUUAGUUUCUCCUUCUGCUGUAAUGUCAGGCUAGUACUCUGUUCCAGCCUCUCAAGGGAAGACAGUACAAUGGUGGAGGGAGGACAAAUGAGACCAAAAUAAGGUGGUUAAUCUCAGCAUCACUCUCUUGCCUACUCCAAAAACAGGUCUGCUUCAGGUUCCCAAAGAGCAAGCCAGUUCUGAUAUAGAUAUAUAGGAUGGUGGAGAAAAGAGUGGGAAUGAAUCAUCAUAUUGGUUCUCAUCAUCCAGAGCAGAGAGCUGCCAUGACUAGCUCUCCCAAAGAGGUCAACUCCAGGUUUUCUACUUGAAACAAAUCACAGACCCUGAGCAUUUGCUAUCAUAGUGCCCUGUCAGCCCUUCUCUACCCUCUGCUGCGCCCCUCAGCGGUGCUAGAAAAUUCUGGUUAAAAUUCCCUACACAGUAAAAGGGCUUCACAAGAGAUGAAGCUAGACUGUUCUCAGUGGUGGCAUAUGACAGAGCAAGGAGCAAUGGUCUCACGUUGAACCAAGGGAAGCAGUAGGUUAGAUAUUAUGAAAAUCUCUCUCAGGAGGAAGGUAGUAAAGCACUAGAAAAAGUUACCUAAUGAGGCUGUGGGAUCUCCAUCCUUGGAGGUUUUUAAGACCUGGCUAGACAAAGCCUUGGCUGGGAUGAUCUAGUUGGGGAUGGUUCUACUUUGAGCAGGAGGUUGGACUAGAUGACCUCCUGAGGUCCCUUCCAACCCUAGUUUUCUACGAUUCUAAUUGAGCUGUGCAUCAGUGGCCUCACUGGUGACAUGGGAGUGGUGGUGCUUCCCUACCUCAGCAUGAGGAUUGAUUCAUCAGUGUCCACAAAAUGAUUUGGAAAUGCAGGGUACUGUAUGAAUGAAAAGGGCUUAGCAAGGUUUUCACAAACACGUAUAUGCAUCUGUCUUAUCUUAUGUGUGAGGUUGUAGACCAUUCAUACACUAGGACCACGUUGGUUUCUUUAAUAUUCCACCCUGGAGAGGGUCUUUAACCCAGGCUUUCCUUGCACAAACACAGUCUGUAGAUCCCCCUGGCUGCUUGGAUGCCUAAAAAGGCCCAACUAUAAAAAGUGUCUGAUACUGUCAGUGAGUGACAAAAUAUUAUACCCUCUUGUGCCAGCCACAGUCCUGACUCCAGUGAUCCAUGCAUUUCUGACCUGCAGGAGGUCUGCUGAUAAUUAAGAUAGAAGCUCACUUGUUCUUAAAAAACAUAACUCCAGCCAGUCCUGAAUGCAGUAGCCCUACUCAGAACAUUUGUCUUGGUGUUUCUAAAUCAUGUGCUGGCCUCAGUUCAAAGUCUGUGUCCAGAUAUUCACAGCUGUGCAUAUGCCUGCCUAUUUGAAUGAUUGCCCUUUCCUCCAUGUGAGCAUGUCCUUCCACCAAAGCUACAUUUCCUGGAAAUGACAAAACUGCCAUCCCAAAGAGACUUGUGAACACAGUAAACAGACUAUUCUCAGGACCUGGCUGUGAUUGUAAAAGAAGAAUACCUACUAACAGUGCCCCAUUUGGCAAGGUGCUGUAAACAUAUGAGCCUCUUCAUCCUACACAGCUCAUGCAUUCACCACUCCAACUGGACAACACAAAAUCUGAUUGACUUACCUUGCCACAUUCAAAAAGAUUUAGGAAACAUCUUGUCUCCCACCCAACCCUUCAGACGAGCGGUUGUGCUAAUGCUCUACUGCUGGUGUGCAAGAAGUAUAAAGAAUUUAUAGUUUCGAGUUUGGAGUGAUCAUAUUAUGCAUGCACUAGUUAACUAGACCUUCUCCAACAUGCACACAUAGAUUUUUUACAAAUACCCCAUGGCCAACAGACACUUAGUUUAUGCCAGUUAGUUUUUACUUCUGACUUUGGAAAAGAAUCCUCCUUUUCCUUUUUUUCCUUGAUCUACAUUAAUUAUGAUGGGAGGAUUGGGCCAAAUUUGUGACUAAUGUAAGCUAGACCUGAAGUCAAAGGAAUGGUCCUGUUUACACUACAAGUGAGCUAGACUGAGCAGCUACUUCCCUCUGUCAUUGAUCCCUCCCAAAUUCAGUGGUUGAUAUGGAGAUUAGUGACUUCCUAAGGUGCAAUAUAAUUUCAGUUUCUAGAAUAACUUGACAUUAUGUAGCAAGGUUUGGGAAACAGAUGGGUUAUUCAUAGCUAUAUAUACACACAAGUAACAACCUCAAUAGAAGCCAUCACGUGAGCAAGGGAAGAAACUUGGCCCUGAAUCUUUAAAUAACCAAGUCUACCCCUGUGAAGAGAGAUCAGGGCUUUGUCACAAAUCUCAGCAGUUGUGUGGGGUUUGACAUUUUGGUGUUAUUUUUAAAUAAUAGCUUCCCUUCGGAAUUUUCUCGCAGCAGUGCAGGGUUUUACUAGACGGCAUUCUGACAGAUUUCCAGAAAAACAGCUUUUUAAUCGCUGAUUGAAACACAUUUUUACUACUAAAAAUUAAAAAAGAAAAAUGAUAAAUCAGAACCCCUUUAUAUGGAACGCAGUAACCCUGGCAGAAAGGAGCACCAAUUUUUUUUUUUUUUUAAGGAAGGGUUUCCGAUCUUUUUUACAGCCUCAUACUGUCUAGGACACCUGAUAAAACUGGAAGCAGGAAGAGCAUUAAAUAUAGAGCAAUGGUUUGUACAGAAAGGCCCUGGGUUUCUGUUUUAUUCAUUUUAUCAGUUUAAAUCCUAUGAUAUGUUCCAUGAAUGCUACAGCAGCUUCCCAUAAACUACACAGUUCCACGUUAGUCCUUGAGCAUGAGAAUUGCAUUGUUCCCAUUUUGUUCUUAGUCUGUGCUGUUUAAGUGCUGAUGUAUUAUUCAGAUUUGGACUGAAUUAUAUUUUGAUUUGACAUGAGCUGCAUUGCUUGCAGAAAUACUGAAUAAGCCUAUAUCAGGGAAACAGGUAACAGCUUCUGUAAUGAAGCUGGGGCUGAAUUAAGGUGACUUGUUGCUAACCAAACAAGAAAUAGUUGCCUUUUAACAUGACUCAUUAAAAUGCUAGUGUGCCCCAGUGGGUAAUAGCAGCAGCAGUAGAGAAAACCUAUGCUUACAAAGGCAUUGGUAUACAUAGAUGGAGGAAAGUGGCUGAAAUGCUGUUGAUUUUUCUCCUUGUUUUUCUCUUCAAAUUCUCUUUUCUUAAAGAAAUGCCUCAGGCUUAGUACUGCUGAGCUGGACAAGUCAGCGUUCUUCAGAACGUUAAGCUGUACACGUUCCCUGAGAGAGGACUGAUUGCUGCUAUCCUUAUUUGACAGGAGGGAAGGGAAACUGAAGUGCAGAGCAUAAAAGUGACUUAAGCCAAGGUCCACAGCAAAAAAUACAUCCUAGAAGCCCUCGUUUCAGGUUUUGUUCUCCAACCACUGCCCAAGACUGGAAUUCUUCACUGAUCCCUCCCAUAACUCUGAUAGUAUAUCUGAAUCAUUAGAAACCUCCAUUUGUCCUUAUUAUAUUUUAUUAGUUAUAUGCAUUAACAGAGCACCUAGGAGCCCUAGUCAUGGACAGUUGUAGUCCCUAGUUGUGCCAGGGAGUGUACAAACAGAGAACAGAAAGACAAACAGAAAGUCUUGGGGAGCACGCAAGUUUGGUCAGCAUGAUAAGCAGUGAUCUCUGCAACUCUGCAGCAGAAUAACUGCUCUCAAGCUUUUGGUAGGCACCAUCGCAAAGGAGAUUUUUAAGGAGGGAUUUGAAGGAGAACAAUGAAGUGGCUUUGUGGAGCAGCUUGGGAGAAACUACCAAGAUGCUUGUUUAAAAAUGUAACUAGUGGAGGCUGGCAUCAUGGGAGGCAGAUGGGAGGUGGAGUCAGUCUUGGAAAGUGUAUUAGUCAAGGUCUUAUGUAGUGUUAAAAGAAACGAUAUAUCAUCUGGGCCAAAAGAAUCCAAAUAUUAAAUAUGUGGACUCACUGGCAAGACAGGCAUUGUUCAGGUAAAGAAAUUCUAACCAAUCAAAUGAUACUAUGCAUCACUGGUGCUCAACCUAUCAGUCCCACGGGCCAGAUGAGUGAUGCAGGGCUGUUCUGCAGGGAAGACUGCACGUAAGGUCAGUCUGUAACAGAUCCAGCUGCAAAGUCCCCCCAUGCACUGUUCUAAUACCAUGCACCUGCUCAAUCCCUGUGUCAGAUCUGGCCAUGGCACAACCUGUGCACUGGCCUGAUCCUGUUUGCCAAACCUUGUCAUUAAACAACCCUGCAUGCCAGAUCCAACCACAGAGUGACCCUGCAUGCCAGCUCAGUCCUGCCGGCUGGAUCCAGCCAUUGAAGCAACCCUGCAUGCUGAUGCAAUCCAACCUGCAGGACUAGGUCAUGCAGCCUGUAGGGCUCCCCCCAGGCCGGAAAUUUGGCUCCCAGAGGUAUAGGUAUUAAUGGUGCUCCGCUGUUUCCAAGUGUUUACCUGUGAGGAGCCCUGCAUGCUGAUGACAUGGCUUUGGGAGCUGGAUCCAGUCUAGGGGCUGUAGGUUGAGCACCACUGCUCUACAUCAUUAGAUAGUUGCAUCUUAUUCACCUUUUUGUGACAUUGCAGCCUUGAAUAAGGGUACAGGUAUUCUGCUCCCCCCCCUCCCCCCCCCCACCAAGGAAAGUCUUGCUCCUGUUUUUACCCCAUAAGCUAAAAUGCAUGAAGCUAAAAGGCACUCUUAUAAAUACCUUUACUUCAGUACCUGCAACAAAACCAUUCAAGAUUCUAGCUUGUUCUCUAGAGCAAAGGUUGGCAGCCCACAGCCUGUGGGCUAGAUUUGGCCUGCAGAGCGAUUGCAGCCAGGCCGUGAGGCUGGGAUAUGGGCAGAUGGGGGAAUCAGUGGCUACAGCAAAGGGAGUGGCAGCUAGGUCAGAAGCACAGCAGCGGCAAUUCAGUAGUGGGAGGGAGCAGCAGCCAGGUCUGAAGUGGCAGCCUUCCUUUGGAACAAGCUAAUUCAGUUGCUGCUCCAAAAGAGGUUGCAGAGUCCCUUUCUCUACAGCAAAGUUAACAUCGCUUUUGGGCAAGCACCUCUUCCUCAGUGAGCUUCAGCUCCAAAAAAAGAUCUUGCCUUAAACUCCAGUUCAUCUUUCUGAAGGCCACAAAUCAGACCUCGUCAUAGCAAAACCACAGUACAGUGUCAUCAUUAUUCAUUUCUGGGUGAAGCAAGGCAUUGAAUCCAGGCCUAAUUGCAAGUGUCACAAAUUAAUUGUAGCUGAGAGACUAGUUCGCUAGUCCAGGACCUUUUGCAUUGGCAGCCUGUCAGAAAUGGUGAUGGGAUGUGGCAAGCCAGGCCUGGAGCGGGAAGAAAACACUCUUCUGAGCCAGCGGAAAUUACAAACAGCAGGAUCUCUCUCAGUGUCUUGCUGCACAGCUCUAAUUUAAGGUUAAGAGGUGGGAUUUCCUGCACAGAGCAUUUGUUGCUACAGCCAGGAUCACACAAUCCAACUUAAUUUAAGCCCCGACUUCAGCAACACACUUAAGCAUGGCAUGCACUUAAGGCUAAGCACACGCUUAAGUCCCGUGGAAGUCAAAAAAUAAUCAGCUGCUUCAGUGCUUUGUUUGAAAACUAUCACUGAUUAAUAAUUGUUCUUGUUCCGCUCCCAACCCUCAGCACAUAAGCAAAGGGGGAAAGCUCUCAUAUGCAACAGCAUGUGGGGUCAUUAAAAACUAAUACAGUCUGCAGCUUCAAAAGGAAACCAUGGUAUGGCUUUUUCCCUCCCUUUGCAAAUUCUUCCUGUGUCAGAUCAAUUUAUUUGUUAUGCAGCAUGAUCUGAAUACGUGUCUGGGAGUCGGGAACUUCCAUGUUGUCAUUCCAACUUUGAUGCUUGAUGUCUAUGGCCUUGAAAAUGUCAUUCCAUGGUUCUCUGCCUCAGUUGCCCUGUCUGUUAAAUUGUGGUAACCAUGUGAGGUGGCUUGCUUUAAACCACUUUCAAAAUGAAUAAUGCUUUCCUAUGUAAGUAGUUUUGAUUUGAUUCCCCACCCCCCAUGUAAGCCUUCCCCCCCACCCCACCCCCAUCAGGCUCCACAGAAUGAAGCUUACUUUUUCAUACCAUUGAGUGUUUAAAACUCUUAAAUUAGCUUGUACAGCUUUUGUUUAACUGUAGUGUGAGGUUAAUUUAGACUGGGAGCAUGUGUUUAUUUGAAAACAUAGUCUAGCUAAAAUUGUGUAAGUGGUUAUUGGUCAGCAAAUCUACUGACUAUGAAUAUUGAUAACUGUAAUGCCUGUCCUGUGGCCGGUUCUGUGUGGACAGAACAAGAAGCCAUACUGCUAGAUCCAAUUGUAGGAUUGAGACCGCUCUGCUCAGUCCUUUCUCAAGCAGAAGUUAUCAAAGGGAGUUUACCUGAGGCAGGAUUGUUUAAGAGCUGGGUAUGGACUUCAGGAUUUUGACCCCCCGUGUGUCACCCUUGAUUCCCUCUCUCCCCACUCCGCCACCCUCCUGCAUGAGUACUGUAUACAUGUUGCUUAAGGGCCAGAUUUUCAAAAGCAUUUAAGCCUAACAAUACAAGUACGCUUCUAAUGGGAUUUUCAAAAACCUCUAGAAGCUUUAAACAUUUUAAGACACCAAAAUACUUUUGAGAAUUUGUCCAUUCAAUGGCAUUGUUGGACUUCAUGUAUCUACACCAAAACUUCUUUAAAGAAUAACAUCUGUAUUGUAUUUUUUUUUUUGUUAUAAAGAUUUUAAAAAAUAGGAUUUGGAAAUAGGAAAGAAUCUACAUUUCCAGAAUGGAAAGGCAGAAGGUGUUACAUUGGUUUGAUUUUGUUUCUGGAAAAAGGCACAUUUAUUUUAAUAUAAAAAGCAAAUUAGCUCCCAAGAGGUGUCAUAGACAUGAGCAUGAACUGUAGCUCUUAAUGUAGCCUUCUUUUUAGUCUAAGAUAAUCUUUGUAACAUAAGCAAUUGUUAAUAAAAACUGCAAACCUUG